AUGAAGUUUAGUAUCUACGACCCGAAGACGUACGAUGUUCCGCGCAGUCAGCAAGCGGUUGCUCAAAAGCUGCACCACUGCCGACGGGUGCAGGCGGAGAUAAGACUGAACCAUUCCUCAGGGUAUCUCCGAAGUGUCGAGAAGCGUCAAAACCUGCCAGCAUUUCGCUUGCAGUCCUUGUUUCUUGAGGCAUGUGCCACCUUUGAUGUCGUGGUUCUAUGCGGUGAGACUGGGUCAGGGAAAACAACGCAACUGCCGCAACUACUCAUUUAA
Amoebophrya sp. A25 is the source of this 273-nucleotide messenger RNA. The record is from the annotation of a GenBank genome assembly. NCBI's taxonomy places the organism in Eukaryota, Dinophyceae, Syndiniales, Amoebophryaceae.